CUGCUGGCGAAAAGUUUAAAUUACACGCGCCACGAACCAAGGGCGUAAUUUACGUGAUUGCGUCAGUGCAGUUGGCGUGGGCGGCCGCAUAGCUGUAAUCGGACCAAUACGGAAGUGGCGGAGAGCGAAUGUCAACAACGGAAAAAGACAGAGUAAAGAUAAAAUCAUCCCACACGAGGCUUCUUGUCUGUGAUCCCCUGUGCGCUGGAGAGCUCAUGGAUCUAUUCAGAUGAAGCCUUUAUACCAUGGACAGUGAUUUAUUUUUACUUUUCGGUAGAUAGAAACAUUUUAGAUCUCUGUGGAAAGAAAAUCAACAUGGAUGUCCCGUACAGCCUGUGGAUUUUUAGCCUUUUGUUUUUAACAGUCCACUGCAGUCUGGAGCUGGCCUCCAGUUCAGCACAUUGUUUGAAAUCAUCAAAAAUACUACAGGCAAGACAAGGAGAAAUUCGUGGUUCCACCCGCCAUGGCCCUCCUGGCCCUGUGAACUGCAGCUGGGUAAUCACUUCCCCAGUGGGAGAGCGUGUGAUUAUCAGUUUCUCUGAGUUUUUCAUUAGAUGUGGCUGGAGCUGGCUAAGUCUGACAACUGUUACAGGACGGCCCGUGUCGCUCUGUGGAUACCAGAUGCCUAAGCCAAUGGAGUUCUAUGAGGGAAACAUUACAGUGACGCACCACUUUGUUCCUCACUUCUACUCAGUUUCAGGGUUCCACCUGUCAUACAUUAAAGACACUGGUCCGUGUUACCCGGGUGAGUUUGAGUGUUACAGUGAGCGCUGUCUUCCCAUGUCCUGGCGCUGUAAUGGCCAGGUGGAGUGCCUUGGGGAUGGUGACGAGCUCGGCUCGGAUGAGGAGGACUGUGACUCUGUUGAACCCCAACCUCAUCUGGACAAUGAGCCCUCACCAUUACCAACUGAAAUCCCAGCAAGCUCAGCUGUUAACUCUAAAAUAGAGAUGGGACAUCUGCCACAUGGGACGCCUGAUCUCUCCUCUCCAGCACAGGGUGGGCCUUGUGGGGGGUAUCUGAAGGCCUUUUAUGGCUCUUUUGUCCCCCCUGUGCUGACGGGGGCAGCAAUGGUGUGUGUGUGGUCAGUGGACCCACAGGAUUCCCGGCCUCUCAAGCUGGAGCUGCAGCAGCUGGCACUAGGCCCUAGAGACAUCCUUAUCAUCACUGACCAGCCUUCUGGGGGUGGCAAUGUCAUUACAACUAUCACAUACACAUCCAAUUACAAAACAGUGGAGGUGGAGUCCCCUACUGGUCUGCUGUCACUAACCUAUCGUGCACAGGAGGCCUCUGAGGGGCGAGGCUUCAAUGCCACAUACCGUAUCGCUGAUUACUGUCUGCCCUGGGAAGGUCUUUGUAAGGGCUCAGAAGGGGGCUGCUAUACGCCGAAGCAGCGCUGUGAUGGCCACUGGGACUGUGCAGAGACGGGCCUGGAUGAGGAUGGCUGUGGCGGAUGCCCAGCUGGCUAUUUUCCCUGUGGGACACUGGCACUGCAGAGGGCGGGGCACCUCGUAGGCCGGCCUGCCUGUUAUUCCAUCAAAGAGAGGUGCAACUACCAGCUGAACUGCGCUGAUGGGAGUGACGAGAGAGAGUGCAAAGUGUGUCAGCCUGGCACAUUCCACUGCGACAGCGACAGGUGUGUGUUUGAGAGCUGGCGAUGUGACGGGCAGGUCGAUUGUAAGGAUGGCACUGAUGAACUAAACUGCACCGUGACUCUGCCUCGAAAAGUCAUCACCGCGGCGACUGUGGGCAGCCUGGUGUGUGGUCUGCUGCUGGUCAUUGCAAUGGGCUGCACCUGCAAACUGUACUCACUUCGCACUCGAGAAUACAGCUUGUUUGCCCCAAUCAGCCGCCAAGAGGCAGAGUUUAUCCAGCAACAAGCUCCGCCCUCCUAUGGUCAGCUGAUUGCUCAGGGAGUUAUUCCUCCUGUAGAGGAUUUCCCUACUGAGAACCCCAAUGAGCCCACCUCUCUUUCUCUGAGAGGACUGCUUCAGCUCAUCAGACAGGACAACAUCUCCUCCCCACGGCGAAGGCGCAGGCCACGUUUUGUCCGCCGAGCGAUUCGACGCUUGCGCAGGUGGGGCCUAAUUUCCAGACCAACCUCUAGAUCUACCCAGACCACAAGCUCCACCACUCAACAGACAGAAGCUGCUCCUACAGGCCAGGAGCCCAGACAGUCUGGCCCUCCAGGCUCCGUGGUGCCCAGGGAAACCGCUGAUCAGCCUUUGCCACAAAAAGUGGGGUUGUCCCAACAAACAGAGCAAGAACAACAAGCAGACGCACCACCUCCUCUUUCCCCGCCCCCUCCUCCUCCACCUCCACCUACGACACUUUCCACAACUCCAGCUUCUCUCCAGCCAGCUGAUGCUCCAGAAACACGUCAGACCCCUCCUGUCGCUGUUGCCCCCAGCAGCCCCUCCCUGGCCUCUCUCUUCCAUUCUCUGGGGCUAAGUAUCUCUCGUUUCAGACCUUCAUCUUCCCCUACUGCACUUCCUCUCUCAUCUUCCCCAUCUUUUUCCUCCUCUUCCUCAGAAGACGAAGUGCUACUGAUCCCUCUUUCUGAUGAUACAACCUCUGAGGAUGAUGUGCCCAUGCUAACCUGAAAUGAACUGCACUCUCUUUCACUUUUCUUGUCUUUCUCACUUUCCCCCUGUUUUUCGCCUCUAAAUUAUGAUCUCAGCAUGUAAGCGGCAUCAUGUCUGCAGUCUGUGCUGGCAAGGUGCCUUAUUUCACACGAAUAGGUUAAAUUUCCUGACUUAAAUGUAUCAAGUAUUGGACAAAUAUCAAAGACUUUAGUCUCUGUGCUUGUUAGAUGUGCACUUACUCAGAGAUUGUGUGUGAUGGAAGAAAAUGUUGCACAGAAAAUCUUCCUUGGCCUCUCUUUAAUGAGUGUGUUUACAUGCACAACCCGAUGUCAUCUUACUUCAGCAUAUUCAAGUUGUUGUGCAAACAGCACACUACAGUAUCAUAAAUUAGAUUAAAGAGGACAGUUCUGCCUGGAUUUUAGCCCAUUAGUCUAUUAUUCAGAGUGUGUAUACCAUUAAGCUGAUAUCUUCUGUUUUUUUGUUUUCAACACCUGUGCAUGCAUGGAAACAAUUAGAUUAAGGAAAUAAAGUGUGUACCUGUUGACUAAAAAGUUCAGUCUGAGGACACACAGCAUUAUGUGACACUUGCAACUUUAUGAACUCCCAAAUAAAUGCUUGUUACUGGAAUUAAUAGAUUCACUACUUACAGCUGCGCUACUAAAAUAAAUACUGUUAGUGGCUCUUGCAGACCCAGUGCUAUUUUUCAGAUUAUCGAUUUACUUAACAUGCAAAUCAUUCUUUUUUUGAUUUUAUUUUUUAUUUAUUUAUUUUUUUAAAUCAGAUUAUUUUGUACACGUAAACACACUCAUUGAAAUGGUAUGUCCUGUGUCUUACCCUCAGCAAAAUAUACGGCACCAUUCUACAAAUAUCCAGGCUAUCCUCUUAUGGUUUAUUUUUCACAAUUAAUUAACAUCUGUAUGUGUGUAUAUAUGUGUGGAUGUGUGUGUGUAUCAUACUGCUAUACACAUGGCUGUGUGUAUUCUUUAGAAGUGCCUUUGAUAGAGCUUCCUAUAGAUCAUUAGACACUAUGUGACUGUAUAUACUUACACAUGAAGGCCAAACACACACAUGCAAAAGUUUACGCCUCAGUUUGAUUUUAAAUUUACCCAGGCCAUGGAUAGGUUAUUGCAAGGCAAGAACAUGUGUUGGUGUUAAUGUAGUCACUCAGUUGAGACAAUCCUUCUUGGUGCUUGUGGCAGUUUUUUGCACCACCAAUCUGAAUUACUUCAUAUGUUAAUGACAGUUAAAAAAUUUCUUCUAAUUCCAGCUUCUGGCUCAGCAAACAGUGAAAGAAGCACGAGUGCCAUAACUAUAAUCAUCUUUUGCACUUGCUCUUAUGAAUCUUUUUCCCUCUUUUUGCCAUGUUGAUAUUGUUUUUAUUACUGAAUGUAUUGAAGCGGCUAGCUGUGUAACAUGUUUCUCGCCAGUGGUGAUUGCAAUAGAAAUUUGUGGUUUGGAAUGAAAAAAAAAAAAAAGAAACUGAUUUUCUUAGGAUGUGUUUCACUGUAUAUAUGCUGAAAGAUCUAGAAAAACCACAAUGAAUAAAUCAUUUGCACUUUUA
Molecule: messenger RNA, 4144 nt
Organism: Pangasianodon hypophthalmus (striped catfish)
Lineage: Eukaryota; Metazoa; Chordata; Actinopteri; Siluriformes; Pangasiidae
Gene: lrp10
Product: low density lipoprotein receptor-related protein 10
Exons: 10
Coding region: 316-2601 (761 amino acids)
Cellular component (GO): plasma membrane
Molecular function (GO): protein binding
Source: RefSeq, a predicted model, not a curated record